This is a messenger RNA of Thlaspi arvense, 1409 nucleotides long. NCBI's taxonomy places the organism in Eukaryota, Viridiplantae, Streptophyta, Magnoliopsida, Brassicales, Brassicaceae. The record is from the annotation of a GenBank genome assembly.
UAGUGCCCAUUACUCUGUAUAAUUGCAAGAUUGACCUUUCUCUCUCUCUCUCCCUCUCUUUCUCUGCAACAAUCUAAUUUCCACAAGAUUCCAAACAAAGAGAAUUGUUAGAAAGAGAGAUUUGCAAAAUUUAUUCAAUCCUUCCUCUUGUCCUCUCCUAUCAUCAAGACACAUACUCUCUCUAUCUCUCUCCUUAGCUCCAUGGCUACUCCGGUCUCCGACCAUUCUUCGAGUUCUCGAUCUCUGGUUCCCAUCUAAUUAAGAAACCUAAAUAUUCUUCUCUCCUCCGUCUCUCCUCAUGUUGAGAUCAUCAAUAACGUUUCGUCUCGCUCCUCUUCGGCUUUCUUUGGCCUUUCUGGUCACCGGAUUCUGCCAUGGUUCCUGCUGCUGAAUCAUCCUCCUCAACGCUUCAUCUUCCAUGUGGGUUUUCCAAUAGUUUUGCUUAUAUGAGGUUAUUACAAAAAGCUCAUAAUUUCUCUGCCGUCUCUGUGGAAGACGACGACAACAACAAAGACGACAUUCGCUUAGGAUCUGACCAUCAAGUAAAAGAUAAUCAUCACCACGUUUUUAGGAGAGAUUGUAGUUCCAUGGCCGACCAAGAAGAGCCGAGGAGUACUACUUCUAGGUUAAGCUCCAAGGACGAAGACAACGACAACAACAACAGCAGUAGCAAUAAUAAUAAGAACAAUGACGCCCAAGAUCACGAGAUGAGACAAGAAGGGUGGCUCCGGUUAAGCCUAGGCCAAGAGGAGGAUAUUAAACCGGAUCUCGACCAUCAUCGGCAACAACAUCAAACCGAUCCACCGGCUAGGAGAGACUCUUUUCUAGAGCUCAACCUUUUCUCCGGCGGUUCAAGCAGAGAAGAAGAACCUGGUCUUCCGUUAUCAUCACUCUUUCAUCAUCAGCAUCAACCCGGUGGGAUGAUGAUUAAUCCAUUGAUGUUCCCUACCAGGCCUGACCAGGAGAUGAUUGGUUCUUGGGCGGCUGCUGCUGCUGCCGCGGCUGCGUUUAGAACGCCUUUUGUCACUCAAAACCUAGUCCAAUCAUCAUCAUCUGCUUCUUUGAUGAUGCCAUUUAUGGGACCAUACUUUGGUCGCUCCAACUUUCAGCAGCAGCAGUUAUUAGGGAAUAAUAAUAAUAAUAAUAAUAGUCCGGAUGUGGUGGCUGGUCCAAGCUCGAGUUUUCGAGUCAUUGAUCCUCCCAGACGACCCCAUUCCGGCAUUUGGUUUCUCCUUCAAGCUUCUCAAAACCAGACAAGAGAACCAUUUUUGCCUCAGAUACCCAAGAGCUACUUGAGAAUCAAGGACGGGAAGAUGACUGUUCGACUAUUGAUGAAAUAUUUGGUGAAUAAGUUGCGAUUGGAGCACGAAUCCCAGGUUUUUAUUUUAUCUCAUCACAUCUCCUUUUAA